Messenger RNA from Fusarium coffeatum, 2568 nucleotides. RefSeq lists its product as uncharacterized. Lineage: Eukaryota; Fungi; Ascomycota; Sordariomycetes; Hypocreales; Nectriaceae. Gene Ontology annotation, biological process: regulation of DNA-templated transcription; fatty acid metabolic process. Gene Ontology annotation, molecular function: zinc ion binding; NAD+ binding; oxidoreductase activity, acting on the CH-OH group of donors, NAD or NADP as acceptor. The coding region runs from base 1 to 2568 and encodes 855 amino acids. The transcript is spliced from 10 exons. The record is from RefSeq and is a predicted model, not a curated record.
AUGCCAACCCGCCUCGUUACGCGCCGUACCCAGUUUUCCAGCUGCGACGAGUGCCGCCGAUCACGUGUAGCGUGUGAUGCUCAAAGCAACGCCAACAAUGCAGAGGGAGGAUCUUCUCCACAGUGUACACGAUGUCGGAACCGAGAUAAAGCCUGUACCUUUCAGUGGCUUCAAAAUGCCAAAGCGAAUGGCUCGGCAGGCGCAAAGCGGCAAUCUCGCAGGAGGACCGUAUCACGACCGACAAGUGAUACAUCGUCAACGCGUGAGGGCGGGAACACGGAUGCUCCUGAAAGCCUAGAUCCUUGCCAAGCUCGUUCUACAACAGCGGAUGACGUUCCAGAGUCGGUGCCGCAGCCAUGGCACACAGUCACUAGGAGCUCGAUUGACGGUGUCGCGAUGAAUGAUACGGAUGCAAAAUGGCUCGAAACAAUAUACAGGGAAGGUUUUGAGGCAGUCUUUGGCUCGUGGAUGGGCAAAUACAGUUGUCCCUUCUUAUUUGGUGAUACUCGAGCCGAAAAAUAUGUCAGCAUAUCCGAUCUCUGUCGUCACCUAGACGGGUGUAUAGUGGAUCCUGGAAACAGUCAACUCGUUCGCAGAUGUGAACAAGCCGAACAGAGUCUCCAAAGCACUAUCUCUGCCUUCGCCGCGCGCUGGCUCCCUGUGACCUCUCUGGAGACUGAUGAAGACCACUGUAAUCUUGUACAGAGCCUUUGGAGAUAUGCAAGAAGAGACAUGUUACGCGUCAUCAAUAGGCCAUGCUACCGAUCGAUGCUUUCACUUUUUCUUUUCGCUUUAACACCAAUACCUGAAGGGAUUUCAGAGGACGAAGAGGCAGAUGGCAUAUCUGGCCAGGCGUGUGUUCAUGCAGCGUUGCAGCAAGUUCAGACUCUACGAGCUCGCCAGAAGAAUCUUCAAUUUAGCGGCUCUAAAGUCUCUCCUCCUCUAAGAUCAGAUACCAUCGUCACAACACCUGAAUCGAUCGAGUCCUCUGGCUUCAUCAAUGCCGAAAGUACUGUAUACUGGGCAGCCCUGACCUUCGAUACCUCGGCUUCUUUGACUCUCAACUGCCGCCCCCUGCUAUCAUCCGGCUUGUUCGGUUUCGAGUCUGAACUCCCUUGGCGUUUGGUCAGGACCUGUGCAAAGAUGUUUGACGAAAACGCUCCACAGUGGAAGCAAGCAAGCUCCAGUAUGACCGAUGAAAAGGCAAAUCAAAUCAUCGCCGCUGGUGCCUGCUGGAAGCUUCUCGGCUGGAAGCUUACCGCGGUAUUCAAAGAAGCGCUGCGUGAUGGCCAUGAAGAGCCCGAAGUACGGAAAGCCUAUUUCGCUGUGGUAGAUUCCAUCAAGCAAUUUGGUAUCAUCUUUCGCCCACCUUUGGACGAAUGCCACAAGAGGAUGCCUUUUCUUGGCCAGCAAACCAAGCUGCGAUGGUUUUCUCUCAUGCUUCACUACCACCUCAGCAUACUGAUGCUAGUCGAUAUGAUAGAGGCUACAGAUCGCCAAGACCUGCUCCCAGACAUCACAGAUAUAAGCAUUGACGCCGAAAACACAAUCAUGAACACACUAGCCUUUGGACUGCACAACACCUUCACACUGAAGCGGCCCCGCGAUGAUUCGCAUGUUGGAAGCAAGACAGUAUUUACAAUACCCAUCGUUUCCAUUGAUCCAUAUCCGCAUCACGCAGUUGUAGGCAUACAGCUAUUACGGAAGGCUAUUGAUCGCGAUUUUGCGUUAACCGUCACUCUGCUCGGAGCUGGCACUCAAGGGAGACGCCUUGCUUUCAUGUGGUCGAGUACCGGCAAUGAUGUACAUCUAGUCGACAGCCAGGAGGCUCAGCUUCAUGCGAGCAUUGAAGCCAUUGACGAGUUCCGAUCAAACUCAUCCAACACGAACACGUCUUGGGGAACCAUUAUCACCCACUCACUUGAUACUCUACAGGAAGCUCUAGAGGCUUCGUGGUUGGUCGUAGAGUGUGUCCCUGAGCGCCUCGAGCUCAAGCAGCAGGUCAUUUCGCAACUGGAUUCCCUUGCGCCGAAAGACACAAUCAUUGCCUCGAAUUCCAGUAGCUAUUCUUGUUCGGAGAUCUUGAAAGGUCUUGAGUUGAAAAAUGAGAGCCGGUUUCUGAGUGCUCACUCUUAUUGGCCACCUGAAGUACCUCAAAUCGAGAUCAUGGGACAUGAUACCACCGAUCCUUCACAUGUCAGCUUGAUGAUGGAACAGUGCAAAGCUCACGGGUUUCCUCCCUUCCACGUCAAGAAGCCCUCUAUGGGAUACAUCUAUAACAGGAUAUGGGCUGCCAUAAAGCGAGAAGCGCUUCUCACCGCUGCAGAAGGUGUUGCAACGCCAGAGGAAAUUGACGGUAUCUUCAAGGGAGUUUUGAAAACACCCAAAGGUCCCUUUGAGCAGAUGGACUUGGUCGGCUUGGACGUCGUAAUGGAUAUCGAGCAGCAUUACGCUGAUGCGAGAGGCAACAUUCCAACCGCACCCCGCGAAUAUCUGCAGAAAUUCUUGGAUGAAGGAAACUUGGGUAUCAAAAGCGGACAGGGUUUCUACGACUACAGCAAGCAGUAA